UGUUUAGAGAGACACGACGGGCGGUUAUAUUAGUCGCACGGCACAAAGCACGUGAUCUAAUUUGGCACAAAGAAAAAGAUUUUCGUGCAAGCAUGACACGCUGGGCUAGAGGCAACAAUUCCCAUAAACACAAACCAACAGAUGCUACACCAUGGACCAAACUUAGGGCAGGAAUAAAUGGAAGGAUGACUGAGAUUCUUACAGGUUCCAGUAGAGGAGGCUGUUCGGUCAGCCAUUUCCGCAAGGAUGUAUCACACACGUUAUGGAACACUCUGGCUGACCCUAGUUGGAAAAGAGUUAACAAAAACAAAGAAGUAGAUGUGAAUGGCUUUAUCAGUUAUUUAAAACAGACUGGGCAAGCACUACCUAAAGAAUCACAAAGAACAGCCAGGAUAGAAGAUUAUGUUGGGGAGGAACUAGUCACAGCCCACAAAAAAGAAAGGAGAAGAGAACAUCGUAGGGUUAAGAGACAGAAAACUAAAAAGAACAACAUGGUGUGCUUUAACUGUAGGAAGACUGGCCAUGGACUAGCUGACUGCCCAGAAGCUGAUAAUGAUGAAGAGAUGGGCAGAGAGGUCUGUUAUCGCUGUGGCUCAGCAGAACAUGACAUCCAGAAAUGUAGAGCUAAAGUGGACCCAGCUUUGGGGGAUUAUCCAUUUGCCAAAUGUUUCAUUUGUGGAAAAAAUGGCCACCUAUCCAGAUCCUGCCCCGAUAACCCAAAAGGACUAUAUGCAGCAGGGGGUUCUUGUCGUGUGUGUGGUUCAGUGGAACACUUCCAGAAGGACUGUCCAGAGCACCAGACUUCAACAAAUUCCAUCACCCUCGGUCGCCUGUCUAACCAAAUAAGUGCUGACCACGAAGAAGUCAGUGUUCCUGUGAAGGAAGUGCCUGCAAAGAAAGCCAAAGUAGUGGUGUUCUGAGUAACAUCUGCCCUAUCCUGUUUUUAUUGCCCUGUUUUCUAGGAAUUAAUAAACUAAAUUCUAAGUAAAUAAAAUUUUGUAAAUUUUGUAUCUGAGCAUGUACUCAAAUACAAAAAAGGUUUCUGAUUUUUGACUUCAAAGACUAGUUUCAAAUUAUUUUUUUCUUACACAGAUAUACACUGUGUUUGUUUUCACAGGGCUUACAUUGCACUCAACUGGUUCAUUUUUUUGGGUUGUUGUAUAUAGUGUACCAGUGAAAAUUAAAAAUAAAAAUAUAUAGACUUUA
This is a messenger RNA of Electrophorus electricus (electric eel), 1206 nucleotides long. It is a transcript of the gene zcchc9, whose product is annotated as zinc finger, CCHC domain containing 9. Gene Ontology annotation, molecular function: nucleic acid binding; zinc ion binding. NCBI's taxonomy places the organism in Eukaryota, Metazoa, Chordata, Actinopteri, Gymnotiformes, Gymnotidae. Gene Ontology annotation, cellular component: nucleolus. The record is from RefSeq and is a predicted model, not a curated record.